Molecule: messenger RNA, 5735 nt
Organism: Gambusia affinis (western mosquitofish)
Lineage: Eukaryota; Metazoa; Chordata; Actinopteri; Cyprinodontiformes; Poeciliidae
Exons: 2
Coding region: 1-4614 (1537 amino acids)
Biological process (GO): DNA integration
Molecular function (GO): nucleic acid binding
Source: RefSeq, a predicted model, not a curated record
AUGAUGGCUUGUAACACAGUAACUAAUGAUAAAACUGUAAUUUUCCAAAAUGUGGCAAAACUGCCUAUCAGUGACGACCUGUUUUUCACUACGGUGCUAGUUGGCAACAAGAUUGCGCUGCAGGGGAUGUUAGAUAGUGGGUCUAUGGCUACAUCUGUACGUGCAGACAUGAUCCCUCAGUUACGUGAGGCUGGAGUGGUGAUGGGAGAUGUAAUCCCUCCCAAUAACAUUGUUCUUGUUGGGUGUGGUGGCAAACAGACCGUUCCGAUGGGCAUAUGUGAACUGAAACUUGAGCUGUUUGGGUUUGACUAUGUUGUCCCAGUCUUGGUGGUCGACGGUCAGGCUGAUGAGCUCAUUGUUGGCACAAAUGUGAUGAAACCGCUCAUAAAACAGUUUAAGUCUGAUGAGGCUUAUUGGAGGAUACUGAGUAAACCUGACUCCACCUGUUUGGAUGAGAAUAGUCAGUUUGUCAGAUUUUUGGCCAAUCUUGAAAGGUGGAGGGGAGAGGAAAUCCCAGAAAAAGUUGGGACUGUCAAACUGAAGAAGGCCGUGACUCUUGAACCUAUGAGUGAGCAUGUUGUGUGGGGCCGCCUUCCACCUAAGACUGAACUCUCUGUGGGGAGUACUGUUGUUGUUGAACCGAGCACAUCACGCUGCGUGCACCGUAGUGUGAUGGUCGGCAGAGUAGUGACUCCACUUUGGGGAGGUGGGUGGCUUCCUGUGAAGAUCAUCAAUCCUACUAUGUCUCCAAUUGUGUUGAGACGGAACGCUAAGGUAGCUGAUGUGUAUCCAUGCAUUGCCUUGGAGGAUUUUGAUGGUGGUAUGGAGGGGAGGAUACACCAGAAUGUGGGUAGAGUGGGCAGUUCCCAUGGCAGCCUUACAGUUGAGUCAAGUUGCAGUGUUGAUACAACAGGUGGAUCUGGCAAAUUGGCUGAUUUGGGGCUGCAGGAUCUGUCUGUCGGUGACUGUGAAGUCUCCGAUCAUUGGAGAGAGAAGCUGACUGACUUAGUCGUACAGUAUGAAGAUGUGUUUUCGAGACAUCACUUGGACUGCGGCAAGGCUGCUGAAUUCUGCCAUCGCAUCAGACUUACCGAUGAACGCCCUUUUCGUCUGCCUUAUCGUAGGCUUUCUCCUGCUCACUACCAAAAGCUGAGAGAGACUUUAGAUGACAUGGAAGAGCGUGAAAUUAUUAGGAAGUCGAGUAGUGAGUAUGCUUCUCCGCUCGUUCUUUGCUGGAAGAAAAAUGGUGACUUGAGGCUGUGUACGGACUUCAGAUGGUUGAACGCCCGUACAGUCAAGGAUGCGCACCCUUUACCGCAUCAAGCUGACAUCCUUGCAGCGUUGGGAGGUAACGCAUUCUUUAGCUCAAUGGACUUGACUUCGGGAUAUUACAAUGUCCCUCUUCAUGAGGAUGAUAAGAAAUACACUGCUUUCUCCUCUCCUCUCGGAUUGCAUGAGUAUAACCGCAUGCCACAGGGUCUGUGUAACAGCCCUGCUACUUUCAUGCGAAUGAUGCUCACGAUUUUUGGUGACCAGAACUUUUUAAGCCUUCUUUGUUACUUGGACGAUCUGCUGGUUUUUGGCAAGACUGAGGAGGAAAGCCUGCAGAGACUGGAGAUGGUGUUUCGGCGGUUAAGAGAACACAACCUGAAGCUGUCUCCAUCCAAAUGUCAGUUUUUGAGAAAGUCAGUCAAGUUCUUGGGUCACAUUGUUACAAGAGACGGAAUUGCAACAGAUCCUGAUAAAGUGCAGGCAAUCGUAGGUGUGUCAGAAGCGGAUCUUAUGGAACCUGAUGGCACCACACCUUCUCCUAAGAAGAUUCGCUCUUUUCUUGGAAUGGUGGUGUAUUAUCAGCAUUACAUUGAGAACUGCUCUGUGAUUGCCAAGCCGUUAUUCCAACUGACUACAGGGGCUUCCAAGCCACGGAGGGGAAAGGGCCGAAAGAAGCAAGCUUUAUCGCGUAAGCUUGUCGCGGCUGACUGGACCCCGGAAUGCAGCGAAGCAUUUAAGACUUUGAAAGCUGCAUUGACCGAGCAGGUUCUUCUUGCCCACCCCGAUUUUACAAAGCCUUUCCUGCUCUCUGUUGAUGCGUCAUCUUCUGGAUUAGGAGCUGUGUUGUCGCAGGUUCAAGGUGGCCAAACCAUUGCCAGGCCCAUUGCAUUUGCAAGUAAGUCUUUGAAUCAUGCGCAGUCCAAAUACCCGGCUCAUAGGCUCGAGUUUCUCGCCAUGAAAUGGGCUAUCCAUGAUAAGUUUAGUCAUUGGCUGCGUGGACAUAAGUUUACUGUUUGGACUGACAACAAUCCUCUGAAAUACAUUCUUACCAAGCCAAGGCUGGACGCUUGCGAACAGAGGUGGGUGGCCAAACUGGCCCCCUUUGAUUUUGACAUUCAAUACAUUCCAGGGCCGCGAAAUGUUGUGGCAGAUGCAUUGAGCAGGGAACCAUUUGCUCAGCACAAGAUGAUGCACCGGUUGACAAGGACUCCAUAUGACACUUUGUUAGGGGAGGCCAGAGGUUUGCUGGUGGAAGAUGUUCAGGACAUGUUUCGCCUUUCUCGGGAAGAGUCUGUGGAUGAGAAGCAGAAACUCUCUCCUUUGAUUCAGGACUCUGCCACAGGCAGUUUGGACAUUGAGGACAACGGUGGGAGAGUUUCUCAUGAUGAGGUGUCAGCCUUAUUCAAGUCUCACCGUUGUUGGAGUGAAGGUGCAAAAAUGAGGGCAACCUGCUACACCCAACAGUUGGAGAACCUGUUGCCAGUGGGGCAGAGCCCACUGCCUGUCCUCACUCAUGAGGAGUUGUAUGAUAAGCAGUGUCAGGAUCCUGUGGUCAGCCGGGUUUCUUUUUAUGUAAACAGGGGACGUCGACCAUCCCGCCGUGAGCGUGUUCAUGAAUCACGGGAGACAAAUCGUACAUUGCGACAGUGGGGUAAACUCACGACCCGGCUGGGUGUGUUGUACCGCAUUUCUAAACAUGUGGUGAGCAAGAAGAAAGUGUUCCAAUAUCUGGUACCAGUUGCGUUGAGAGGUCAGGUGUUGAAAGGGGUGCAUGAUGAUGCAGGCCAUCAAGGUCAGCAGCGUACACUGUGGCUGGCCAGACAACGCUUUUACUGGGAUUCGAUGGACCACGAUGUCAAGGAAUAUGUGAGUCGUUGCAAGAGAUGUGUUUUGAGCAAAGCACCCGAACCUGAGGCCAGGGCUCCACUUGUUUCUGUUGUCACAUCAGCACCACUAGAAUUGGUUUGUAUUGACUUCUGGUCAGCAGAGGAUGUCAAUAACAAGUCCGUCGACGUUCUAGUGGUGACAGACCAUUUUACCAGGCUCGCAUGUGCUUACCCAUGUCCAAAUCAGUCUGCCAAGUCAGUGGCUCGCGUGUUAUGGAAUAAUUUCUUUUCCAUAUACGGGUUUCCAGCUUGUAUUCACUCUGACAGAGGGGCUAAUUUCGAGAGUUCCCUCAUUGCCGAGCUACUCCAGAUGGCUGGUGUUCGUAAGAGCCAUACAACCCCGUAUCAUCCUGCGGGAAAUGGCCAGGCUGAACGUCUAAACCGGACUUUGGGUAGCAUGAUCCGUGCUUUGCCUCCUCGGGCAAAGGAAAAAUGGCCUCAGAUGCUGAACACACUGACUUUUGCCUAUAAUUGCACGGUGCACGAAACAACAGGUUUUCCGCCGUUCUUUUUAAUGUUCGGGCGAACUCCUAGGUUACCCGUUGAUGUGAUGUUUGGAAGUGUUCUCUUAGAUGGAGAGACUGCCGACAUGGACAAAUAUGUUCAGUCAUUGGGCACGGACCUCAGGGAAGCAAUGAUCUUGGCUCAGCGGCAUGCUGAGAAGCAGCAAUCGAGACAAGCUGAGGUGUAUAACCGAAAGAUUAAAGGACAUUCUUUGGAGAAAGGGGACAGAGUUUUGAUGGCUAACAAAGGGGAACGGGGGAAAAGAAAAUUGGCUGAUCGUUGGAAGGAUACAGUUUACAUUGUGGUCCAUAAGAACAGUGAACUGAACACCUAUGUCAUCCGCCAUCCUGUUACGGGACGAGUUAGGACAGUUCAUAGGAAUCUGAUCAUGCCUGUAAACUUUUUGCCCUUGCCAUCAUGGGAUGACUCUGUGUCUCAGGCUUCCUUUUCAAACACAGUUUCAGAAGGCGGGUCGUCGGAUGAUGUGGUUCCAGGUGAGCAGGACAGUGAUGCUCGAACAGCUCGCUGGGUUUCCUCCCUUCCUGAGUCUAGUGUGGUGAUGACUGCAGGUGAAGCGACAGUAGCCAGUGAAUCUGAAGCGAUUGGAGGGGAUGGUGGUAGUGUUCAGGGUGGAGGGACCAUGUCUGCCUGUGGGGACCAGAGGAGCGGGGUGGAUCAUGGGUCGGAGAGCUCACACUGUGAGGAUAACAUUAGUGACCGGCUGGUAGACUCUGUAAGCAUGGGCUUACACCCAAGUGACACUAUAGGUUCAACCAAGGCCAUUAGUGGCUCACAAGUGUCUAGAUGUGACUCAGUCGUUACAGUUGUACCUUCAGGGAUUCCUUCGGUUGUUCAAGGGGAAGGGAUACGGACAAGACUGGGUAGACUUAUCAAACCUGUUAACAGGUUGAUUCAGACAAUGUCCACACAACGAGUUAAGAUUUUGUCAUAGAUCAUUUAAGGGCUAUUUAUUUUGUUAUAUGUGUGAAUUAUUAAUUUUUUUUUUUCAUUGGGACUUCUUUCACUGGAGUUUGGCCAUAAUUUUAUUUAGGUUGUCCAUUGCAUUGGACACAUUUGGGUGAUUUUGGGUGUACUCUAAGAUAGAUGUGUACAUGGCAUGUCUUCUAUGGUGAGGUGGGGACUUAGCUACCCCUCGUCUCUCCUAAUUCUUCAUUGAAUAGCUCUUUGCUGGUCGACCAUUUUGGUCUUGUAUGGGAGGGUAUACUUGGGUUACAUGUAUUGUUAUGGUCAGAUUUGUAAGUUUUUUUUUUGUUUGUUUGUUAUUUGGGUAAUAUGCCCACAAUCUAGUGUAAAACAGUGGGGGUGAAUGUAGCAGUGUGAUGUUAUUACACUAGAUUGUAAAAAGAGAAGCUAUUCCGGUAGGAAAUUAUAUGAGCACGUCUAGCUUUUAUUUUGAAAAGUCGGCAAAUCCAUUGCGGAACAGCAGGUAACUUCCUGUUGCAGAAUUAUUAUUUUUAUUAAAAUUUAAUGUGUUGCAGAUGAAAAUGCUAAUUAUCAUUGUUACUGUUGAACAUAUGGAGUUCAUAAAUUAUUGUUUUGAGUGUUAGUUCGGGAUUUUAAAAGACAAGUUAACGGGUCAUACCAUUAUGAUCUGUUAAGGGUUUUCCCACGCUCUCGGUCGCGCUCUUUCUGUUCAGAUUCCGUGGGAGAAGGUAUGAAGUUUUGUUUUCUGUGUUUGAUCAAUGUUUUAAGGAUAAUAAUUGACAAUUUGAUUUUUGUUCUUGUAAAAUAAUGUGCUUUGGAGCACUCAAAUCCUGUUAAACGCUGAUAGAAUUGCGUUAGCAGCUAUUUUGAUGUGUUUAUGCUAAUGAAACAUUGCUAAUGAAAAUGCUACAUCCAUGUGCUGAAAAUAGUAUUGUUCAUGGUUAAACAGGCGCUGUGGAGCACUGUGACAACAAAGCCUGUUCUGAAAUACUAUUUUCUAUUUGAAUGCAGAUUCCGUGGGAGAAGGCGCUGUGGAGCACUGUGACAACAAAGCCUGUUCUGAAAUACUAUUUUCUAUUUGAAUGCAGAUUCCGUGGGAGAAGGAUCAUUAAAAGUACCAUCAGAUCA